Messenger RNA from Linum trigynum, 3668 nucleotides. The record is from the annotation of a GenBank genome assembly. Lineage: Eukaryota; Viridiplantae; Streptophyta; Magnoliopsida; Malpighiales; Linaceae.
CCAAAAAUUGGGGUUUAGUUCAUGACGAAAUCAAAAGAUAUAAUCAUGUUCUUAAUUAUCAUGUCACGAAUCAAAGCAAAGGAAAAAAAAUACUGAAAUUUUCUUCCCUGCCCUGCACUCGAUCGCCCCGCGCCAGCUGCUUCUCCGCGAUCCCAACUUGCGCCGCGCCGCUGCUUUUCUUCGCCCAAAAAGCAAAUCCCUUCAGAGAAUUUUCCUUCCUUCCAAUUCCUUGUCCCCAUCCCAAUUAAUCCCUACCUCCGGUCCUUCUUUUGCUAUCACUAAUUAAUUUCCCCUUGGUCCAAAUCUCCCUCCCAAUAGCUGCUCCGCCCCUGUUCUGUCCUCAAGGCCCAAAUCCUCCUGGCCCAAACAAUUCCUCCAUCCGUCCAAGCCCAAAGAGAAUUCCAGCCCACAAAAGUCCAGUCCCGGUUCAACUCCUCAGUAAGUUCCGGUCCAAUGUACAUCCAGUCCACUUGAAUUAUUCUAUCCACCAAUGCAAAUUUCUCGUUUCAUUUACCUGAAAUAUAUAAAACAUUUGGCACUUGAUGGUAAUGGUUUUAUAACCAUUCCAGACUAAGUUGGACCUCAAAAAAAUAUUAUAGGUCUCAAACAUAUCAUGAAAUAAUCACAUUAAGCACGCAAAAUCAAUAUGUUUUCGACAAUUAUCACCAAACCGCUGGAUCGAGACUUUGUCGACUGCUUCUCAUACUUUUAUCGGCUCAGCAUGAUACCCACAUUUUCUCCCUUCUCGAUGCGUCUCAUUGGAUCCAAAUCAUUUACCACCAAAUUUAAGGAGAGACCACAGAGUCCCUCGAGGCCCUAUGAAAAAUUCAUUCAUCAAUGGAAAAGAUGGGUACAACGUCGAGACCUAGUGUCCACCCCCAUUUGCACCAAGUUCCCGACCUCCGAACUCUACAAUCCUCACUAUGCUUCUCGCCAAUUCGUCCUUGUCUAGUCGUGGCCUUUGACUAUGCCACAUUCGCCUCAACUCGCCGAUCCUACCGGUCGCAGGAACUUAAAUAGUGAUGAAGCACACAAUUUGAAGUUAUGGCAAGACGGGCUCAUAUCAAACGUCGAAUUUAGCCCCUUCAAACAUUCUGAGAAUCAGACUUCAACGAUCUUUUCCAAAUUACUCCCAAACCGACUGGAGGCAUUUGGACUCUUCAAUGGUGAUGCGGUCCAGAUAGCACAAAGCUUACUACCAAUUAAACUAACGGCUAUUCCCCGGGGAAGCCAAGUGUCAUCUCUCGACAAACAAGACAAAGGAAAACAGUCGUCUACAUCCAAAGUAGCUGUCAAGCACCGUUUAUGUAAGUGGCCUCCUAAUUCAUCCUUAGUCCCUUUUCCUUCUUCUUCUUUGUUUCAUACGUACGUGGCCUCUUGAUAUCUUCUACUUGCUUUCCUUACAGCACUUAAUGAAAAUGAAUCCCCACCAAGGCCACCAAAACGUAUCCAACCCCAAGAGAGUGAACACAUAAAUGUCAAGCUCCAUCUUAUACUCCUAACGUGGUACUAUUCAUGCCACCUUCUCUUACUAGUCUCCAUCAUGUCAUUUCUAGUCACAAACGGUGGAGCUGAAUGAGGAAUCCGAAGAUGCGGGCACGGAGAACUAUGAAGAAGUUGGUGACAAGGGUGGCCAACCAAUUAACUUGGAAGAUUUAGACUCUGAUGCCGAUUUCUCUAAAACAUAUUCUGAGGAUCACGAAGUACCUACCCGCUCCAACUCUCACCUCGUCACUAGCCAAGCAACUAGCCCUCUAUCCAUUCCCACGAUGAAGCGAACUACAACUCAAACCCCUCCUGACAAACUCGGCUUUGGGAGCUUCGUGACUAGACAUCUUUUGACCUCAGAAGGCACAAGUGGUGUCACCGUGUCUGAGUUGUUCACCACCAGCUAGAAUGCCUUUGCUUUAAUCGCAAACCCCUUGGUCUAUACCCCAACCAAUGAAGAGGCUACUGACGAACUAGAGGAGACAAGGGAAAGAUUGAAAGCCACGCCGCGGGAAACCAUCAUUCCUGCCGAGGAAGGACGCCAAGCUAGCCCCGUUGAUAAUCCACCUAUUACUCAAACAACUAGCCCUGUUGACUUGGUAAGUAUAUCUAUUUUUUCAUCUGUCUACUCCCAAUUCUAGGUCAUGUCAUAACGUACUUCACCCUUCUUUUUUUCUUUCUUUUUUUCUAAAGGGCAUGGCCAGUCUUGAUGACAACCUUGCAUAUCUGAAAAACUUUGAGAGUCAAUUUCAGAGGGUCCUGUCCCCACAAGAAAUCCUUCUCCUUCCUCCAUCAAGGGUGCUUUGACGGCAGUGGGUGAAUUCCUUACCCCCUCCCUUGAAGAAGCCAUGGGGGCUUUAGACACAAUGUGGCCUCAAGAAGCCUUCGACCUCCUUACCAAGCUCGAGCUUCACCUCUCAGUCCUAGGGAUAGAUAUGGAGCAGAUGCUACUAAUGCAGAGUGCUUCCUCGGAGAUCAAGUCGUGGUUUGCCGCCAUUGAGAGUGCUCGCGAGCUUUGGGACAAGUUGGCACGUGAAGAAGAGACUAAAGUCACCACCCGCUCCUCUCUUCAAGAGGAGUUGGCCAAAGGAAGAUCUACAUCAAGCGAGGUGGCUUCAUUUCAAGCUAAGGAAGCUACCCGCAAGGCACGCAUUGAUGAACUGAAGGCAGAGCUCCAACAUCUUGAAGAAGAAGAAACUUAAGAGAGGUCUCGAAAAGAAAAAUUGGCACGAUAUCUUCAUGAGUCAGCAACCAAGAUCCGUGCUCUUUGUGAGAAAGAAGAAUCUCUCAUGCAUAUAAAUGAAAUUUCCCUUCAACGAGCCAAGGCUAUCCAGAUUGAUCGCGAGAACAAGUCCAAAUCCACCAAGUUGAAGGCUACCUUCGAUGAGAUCCUCAAGACCCUUGAUGCUUGAAGCAUCUUUGUUUUGUUUUGAUCAUACUUUUGAACAGUCAGUUUAGCCAUUAUUGUGGCUUUUGAUUUUGUCUUUAAUUUUUUUGGAUUUCAUGGAUUGAUUCUCGUAUGGCCGUUGUUGAAAUUUUUUUUUUACGCCCGCGUUCUUUUCACGUCCUAGGCUAGCCAUGUGGUUCAAAGUAUAUGAUGGCUCCCAUACCUAGCCAAACUCUGGCUCUCGAUGGACAAGCCAACACGUCUAGAUGGAACUCUUCGUCAAAGUUUAGCCCACUCCUUAGCCAAAAUUUGGUCUUCGCGUCAAACCAACAUGGCAAGAUGGGACUUGACAUCAAAGCUUGUCUUAUGCCUUAGCAUCGAGGCUUGUUCCAUGCCUUAGCCAAAUUUUGGCUCUCAAUGAUCAAGCCUGCAUGACCUUCCUCCUCAUUACACGCCUACUAGAUCUUCAAAAUAAAUUAGGAGGCAAACCUACUUAACUCCAUUAAUCUUCCCAAUUUCAACGACGCUUUGGCAUGUAAUUCGAUCACUUUACUCAGGAAAAAAUGACCUCUCAUCCCAAUUUCGGCUCAAUGUGAUAGUGGCCUUUUAAUGGUUCUUCGUUGUUGCCCCCUCCCCAUCCAACGUCUGCGGCAGGGAGCAAGCCACUCCUCCCUUCCUAGCUCGGCUACUAAACCAACUCAAAGGGAGACAUCAUGCUAACCAAGGCCACUUACUAUUUUGCCUUCUUCCUCCAUCCUGUUAGUUAAUUGCUCAAUUAAAGUGAAAUCGAGUU